Molecule: messenger RNA, 2667 nt
Organism: Ostrea edulis (European flat oyster)
Lineage: Eukaryota; Metazoa; Mollusca; Bivalvia; Ostreida; Ostreidae
Product: J domain-containing protein-like
Exons: 5
Coding region: 130-786 (218 amino acids)
Cellular component (GO): cytoplasm
Source: RefSeq, a predicted model, not a curated record
GUAUUUUAGAAAAUAUGUACUUAUUAUCCCAAAAAUAGUUUUGAAAAGUUUAUAACUUUAUGAACAGUGCACAAAUGUGAUUUGUUAACAAACUUCAAUGACUUCUCCCGGUUGAAAGUGAAAAUAGAAAUGGAUGCUGUUUUGAAAUAUGACAGGAACGAAGAGGACGAUUUGUACAAUAUUCUUGGAUGUAGCGAACAUUCUACGACUGAACAAAUUCUGGUAGAAUACAAAACAAGAGUUCUAGAUCACCAUCCAGACAAAAAUCCAGAUGAUCCAAAGGCAGCACAGAGAUUUGCAAGACUGGCACAAGCAAAAGAUAUUUUAACUGAUCCUGACAAAAGACAAGCUUAUGACACAUGGAGAAACUCUGGAAUCACAGUUCCAUAUGAAAAAUGGCAGGCACUUCGUGAUGCAACAAAGACAACAUUGCACUGGGCAUCAGUUAAACCCCAGCCAACAAUUCAAUCUCAGGAGUACAGGACAAAUAUGGAAUACUCCUCUUCUUCAGACAACACAGAUUUCUCUGCAUUUGGAUCAUCAGAGCCUAUUUCACAUGCUGCUGUAUACGACAACUGCGACACACUUCACCCGUGCCAAACAGGGUGUCUUCAAUCAGGGGAGAUGUCAGAGUCGAAAAUUUUUCCUGUAAUGGCUGUAUUGAAUGCUUGUCUGGUCGAGGUUUUGCAGUUUAUAGAAAUCGGGAAUCUAAUAUCUGGUUGGAUAUAUUGCGUGCACAAUUCAAAAUUUAUCGAUGAUCAUAUACAAACUUGGAUAUACAAAUAAGGGAAUAAUGAUCGAAAUAUACACCUGUGUGAAAAUGCAGGUAUUACAUUUGCAAUCCAUAAUAAACAGUUGAUUACACAAAGACACAUAUAAAAGGAAAUGUAUAAACGAAAAUAUAGUUUUGUUGUCUCUUUUGGAACCACAUAAUUAUUUACGGUCUCUGUAUGUCCAUAUUCAUUGAUUGAACAGGAGAGAGAGAGAGAGAGAGAGAGAGAGAGAGAGAGAGAGAGAGCACAUAACAAUAUCUUUAAGUAUCAUUUCAUUCGGAUUUAAACUUUCUGAGUUAUCAUCUGGAAACCAAAUUUUUCUAAAAUUUUCAUUCUAUUUUUGGUCACCGUGACCUUGACCUUUGACCAUUUUUCUCCAAAAUUAAUAGGGGUCUUCCUUACCUGGUACCCAACAAUAUAUCAAAGUUUCAUUUGAUUAGAUUGUAAACUUUUCGAGUUAUCAUCCGGAAACCAAUUCUUGCUGCCCGCAUCACCAAACCAAUAGCCGAGUUCAACUUCGUUGCAACUCGGCUAAAAAUACAUUAGUUUGAACUGCGCAUGUAAAAAAUACUGACUUUGUAUGUUAGAAUAACGGAAAAAAAGUAAAUUUCAAAAAAGUGGGGAAAGCAGACCAGCCUUCCUGCCCACCCAACCCCUGUAUACGUGCCUGAUACAACAUAUCAAUUUGUGUUAAAAGAAAGGUGCAUAUCUGCAUUUCAUUAAAUUCCAAAGGAGCUCGAAUUUAUGUGUUCCCCUAUUAAUUAUUUUGUAUGCAAGAUUCGUUCCUGAAUUUAGAAUCAUGCUUUCAGUCAGAGCAGAAAUGAAUUCAUUUUGAAGUACAUCUAGUUUGAAUGCAAAUGUUGGGUUCCUUCUUUUAAUUUCAUCAGACUCAUUAGAACCCCCUCACCCAAACUAUGCAGUUAUGUUUUUAUUGAUAUCUAAAUCAGUAUAAAUGAAUCCGGAUAUAAAUUAUAUAAUGUUUUUUCGUGAUCAUAUGGAUACUGAUACUAAUAAUAAAAAAAAGAAAAUGUUUAUACUCUUGCCUUUUGUAUAUCCUACUAAUGCAUUACAGUAUAUUUGUAUUGUAUCAUAUCAAAUAAAACCUCAACACGAAUUUUACUGAUUUAUUAAUACUAAAAUCUUAUCGUACAGCGGUAUGGCCAUUGCGCCAGAUCUACAAAAUGAAAAUAUUUAUGAAUAAAUUACACUCAAGCCUGAAAGUAAUCAUUAUGGCAUGUUACAGAAACGUUAAAACACACAUAUGCUAUAGUCCUGCAAUGCAUGCAUGCGAUUUUUCUGAAUACAUGUAUUUAUGUAUUCGUGAAUGAAGUUCCUACGCUUGAAAAUAUCUUGGUCUUUAUGCAUUUUGUAUUGUGAUUUUGGUUUACCAUUCCUUACACUGUGUAAAUGAAGGAAAACUUGGUAAAGGGUACAAUUCUACACCAUACAAUUAGUCAACAUGCAUGUGUUGCAAAGCAAAAUGUACAUGUAAUAACCAGACAUGUAUCGUCAUUUUUCGGGGGGGUGGGGGUGUUGUUACAACAGGGGGAUUCUUCAAAAUUUCUUGCCAUUCAAAAUAAUAAUCAAAAAAGACGAACGAAAACAGCAAUAAAAUAAAAUAAAACACCCAAACAAACCAAGAUGUUUUGUCUGAUGUUCAAAGUCCUAAUGUGGGGGUGAAGGGUUAAAGAGCCUUUUACUCUGACUGCCUCAUUAAUUUCCCCCUGCAAUUCAUUUUCUUCAAUUGUUGGGGGUGGGAUGGGGUGGUUAGAGUCCUCUACUAUGAGGGCCUCAUAAUACCUUCAUUUUCUUAAAUGUCAAGUACGGUGAUUUUCCUAAAACUUGAGUUUUAUACAGAAAAAUGUCUGUCGUACACUUAUGGAUUAAUUUCCAU